Malania oleifera is the source of this 684-nucleotide messenger RNA. RefSeq lists its product as uncharacterized. Bases 1 to 684 code for a protein of 227 amino acids. NCBI's taxonomy places the organism in Eukaryota, Viridiplantae, Streptophyta, Magnoliopsida, Santalales, Ximeniaceae. The transcript has a single exon. The record is from RefSeq and is a predicted model, not a curated record.
AUGCAAGAGAUCAAACGGAAAGUUAGGGAACGUGAGCAUUCUCCUACUACUACGGGGUGUACCAUCAAGAGGUUCACUCAUAUGCACCCUCUGACGUUUUCAGGAGGACCCGAUCUGAUGAUAGCGGAGGACUGGGUUGAGAAGACUAAAAGGAUUCUAGAGGCCCUACACUGCACAGAUAACCAGAGAGUCCUCCAUGCUACCUUCCAGUUGGCUGGGCAAUGGUGGACUACGGUGAGUCUACUAGAAAAGCAAAGAGUAGGUCCAACAGAGAUGUCAUGGAGUCGCUUCAAGGAAGUGUUCUUUGAGAUAUAUUUCCUAGCUUCCACUCGCGAUACUAAGGCGGAUGAGUUCUCAGUUCUGACACAGGGAGAUAUGACGGUGCAGGGAUAUGCUGCUCAGUAUAUAGUGCUAUCCCAUUUUGCAUCAUGCUUGAUCUCGAGCGAGUAUGAGAAGACUCGGAGGUUUAAGAAGCGUUUGAGGAAAGAUAUCCGCAGAUUAGUGGGUAUGCUGCAGAUUAGUGAGUUUUUGAUUUUGGUAGAUAAGGCCACUGUGAUCGAGACCUGCAUUCGGGAGGAUGAGGUGGAUCAGGAACCAAAGAAGUGGCCAAUGCCUUCUGGUUCUCAGUCUGGUUCUCACCAGGGGAAACAGAAGAAGAGAAACUAUGGUGCGGGAAGUUGCUAG